AGAUUGCUGAAGGUUUUUUAUUUAUUUAAUCCACUUUAAGACAAGGGUGUAAUGUGGAAAAAGUCAAGGGGUCUGAAUACUUUCCGAAGGCACUGUAUAUGAGUCUUGUGAUUUAUGAAAAUGUCAUUGCGAUAGUGUUUUAAUAUAAAUGGGUCCUAGUGAAAUAAUUGUUGAUAUAUACUGUUAAUUAUGAUAUAAUUUAUUAGAUAAGAAAACGCUGAUAAUGAAUAUACUUUUCCUACAGGGUAGAAAGAAUUCAUACCCCUUGAAUUAUUCUACAUGUUUUUAUGUUACAGCCUGAAUUCAAAAUGGAUUAAAUAUAUUUGUCACCCAUCUACACACAAUACCCCAUAAUGGAAAAAGUGAAAACAUGCUUUAAGAUAUUUCAGCAAAUUUGUUGAAAAUGAAAAACAUAUCUAAUUUACAUAAGUAUUCAAGCCCAUUUGCUAUGACACUCCAAAUUGAGCUCAGGUGCAUACAAUUUCCUUUGAUCAUCCUUGACAUGUCACCACAACUUGAUUGGAGUCCACCUGUGGCCAAUUGAAUUGUUUGGACAUGAUUUAGAAAGAAACACACUUGUCUAUAUAAAGUCCCACAGUUGACAGUGCAUAACAGUAAAUAUUUGAGAGAGAAUUGUGAGGAGGCAUAUAUCUGGGGAAGGGUAUAAAAACAAUUUCUAGUGUUGAAAUUUUCCAAGAUCACAGUGGUCACCAUCAUUGGGAAAUCCGGGCUUUAUGGGAGAGUGGCCUGACGGAAGCCACUCCUGAGAAAAAGGCACAUGACAGCACGCCUGGAGUUUGCCAAAAUGCACGUGAAAGACUCAAAAGAUUCUGUAGUCUGAUGAUUUGGCCUGAAUGGAAAGCGCUAUGUCUGGAGAAAACCAGGCACAGCUCAUCACCCAUCUAACACAAUCCCUACCGUAAAGCAUGGUAGUGGCAGCAUCAUGCUAUGGGGAUGCUUUUCAGUGGCAUGGACUGGGAGACUGGUAAGGACAGAGGGAACAAUUAAUGGAGACAAAUACAGGCAAAUAAUUAAUGACAACCUGCUUCAUUGCAAACAACCUUAGACUGGGGCAAAGAUUUACGUUCCAACAGGACAAUGACCCCAAGCAUACAGCUAAAGCAACGCUGGAAUGGCUUCAGAACAAGACUGUGAAAGUCCUUGAGUGGCCCAGAAUCCCAUUGAAAAUCUGUGGAAAUACACCACCGCUCCCCAUCUCACUUAACAGGUUGAAAUAAUCCCCAAAUCCAGAUGUGCAAAGCUGAUAGACAUACCCAAGACGACUCAAAGCUGUAUCCCCACCAAAGGUGCUUCUACAAAGUAUUAACUCGAGUGUGAAUACUUAUGUAAAUGAGACAUUUCUGUAUUUCAUUUUCAAUACAUUUUGCUAAUUCCUAAAAACAUGUUUUCACUUGUGUUUAGAUGGGUGAACAUUUUUUCUUUUGAAUUCAGGCUGUAACACAAUGUAGAAUAAGUCAAGGGUAUGAAUACUUUCUGAAGGCACUUGGUAAGUGUGAUUUUGUAAAUGUGUGAGUAUGACAGUCCUGCCUGUGUGGGUUUGAGCAGCUGUGACAGGAGGCCUAUUCAGGCUGAACCUGAGUCUCUGGGGACUGGUGGCAGGCACGGCCACAGGAGCAACCAUGGGGUGGGAUAUGAUAUAAGGGUUUUCAGUGGCAAAAUAACGGGCUGGUUUUGAACGAAGUGGUUACCUGGACUAAUAGUGUUUACAGUGAAGAGGUUUGAGGAGCAAUUUGAGGGAGCCAGAUACUACAUACAUGGCAAGCCCGGACUAUGGUAAAAUAUGAACUAUGAAGCCUGAAGAAUUUGAGAAGCAAGUCUCUGGCUGCCAGCUGCGCCCCCUCCCUGCAACCCCUCUGCUACCCAGCUGCCCCCCUCCCUCCCCCUAACCAUGCGCUGGGUGCCAGAGGGACUCAUGUGCGUUGCAGAGGGUUGUGUUUUGGGCAGAAGAGCAGGGAGGGAGGCCAAGGCAGCAGCUGCCCCUCUAUUUUUACCACCCCAUUGUUACUCCAGCGUUUCAUCUCUAUCCAGCUCCCUCUAUCUCUGCUGCACUAGUCCCUUCUGUCCUCUCCUCUUCACCUGUCUUCUCCCUCUUUUUCCUCUCCUGCCUUUCUUCCCCUUUUGAUUUGUAUGUAUAUCUAAUGUGUCAGUGAAGGUUUUUAGAGUAGUAAUGGACUGGGUGUAUGUGAUCCAGCAUCCAUGUUGCUGUGUCUCCAGAGCGAAGCAGAGCGCUGUUCGUGUCUGCCUCAGUGCCCAGCCACCUGGACUGUGUGUUUUGAUGUGUGCAAACAGUCCCGGGAGCACCCACAGCCUCAGCCAGGUGCAACGUGGGGGGAUGAAAGCAGGCAGCUAAUCAGAUAACACAUCACGCUCCAAAUGUCUGCCCCUACCUCCCUCAUAGUCCUGACACGUGGAUGAGGUGAUAGGGGCGGGGCGGGUUACUAAGUGAGUGACAGCCACCACAGCUCUUCAUGCUAAACUGAGUUUAGGGGGGUUGGAAUGAGAACUGCAGUUGAUAUCGGGUGAAAUGCUCAGAGAGGUAGCAACAUGGCGUCCAUCUCUAAAGUUGGCCAAAUUCUCUAUAUUGUAUAACAGUCUGAUGGUUACUGAGAGUAAGUGACAGCCACAGUGACAGAAUUUAAUGUGACGCAGAACAUUGACAUGUUGGAAUGAAGGUGAUGUCAGCUCGGCUCAUGUCAUCUCUUGUCAGGGUGCCGGCAGGAGCUCUGAUCAUCGCCAUGCAGGGAUUGGCUGGAGCUCUGAUCAUCGCCAUGCAGGGAUUGGCUGGAGCUCUGAUCAGUACCAUGCAGGGAUUGGCAGGAGAAACAGUACGGGAGAGGAGGAGGGAGCGCAGAGAGCUGUAUGAACUAAAACUGGCAGAAUGGAGUGCCCGUUUGCAGUUGACGGAUGACCUGAUUGGUGAUUUGAGCAGCAGUGGGCGGAUCCAGGAUGUAGACAAGGACAUACAGAAGAUCCAGGAGCUGCUCAGUUUACCAUGGAACGAGUCCGUGGCCCAAGACUGACAGCCAAUGACAGCAGCUGAAAUACUCAUACCAAUCAUAGCCAUCCUCACAGACAGACAAUGGUGGGUGGGACUUUCCUCACCCCUGAGGACAUACUGGUUUCUUUUGAUGUUGACUACUCUGUUCUGUUUACUCCUGUUGAAUGGAAAAGGGGACCUACUUAUUCGCUCAACAAAAUAUGUAUUGAUGCUGUAUUAUGAUUUAUACUGUAAAUGUAAUCGCUUUGUCUGGAACUUUUAAAUGAUUUCCAACAUAUUUAAUAUAAAUGCCAAUAAUGACACAGUA
Messenger RNA from Oncorhynchus mykiss (rainbow trout), 3326 nucleotides. Its product is annotated as complex I assembly factor TIMMDC1, mitochondrial. Lineage: Eukaryota; Metazoa; Chordata; Actinopteri; Salmoniformes; Salmonidae. The record is from RefSeq and is a predicted model, not a curated record.